UGGUUGAGUGAGUCUUGCCUUUCAUAUCCUGGCAUCAGCAUCUGGAGCGCGCGUCGGCUAUCAGACGGGCGCGGCGGCAUUGAUAUGCAACCACUGGGCAUCAUUUGGGACACAGUACUGAUGAACAUACAGGUUCGCGUCCGGUGUCACCGGCAUGUGCAUGAACCUCGAGGCCGGCCAGGUCGGUGUCGUGCUCUUCGGUUCCGACAGAUUGGUCCGUGAGGGUGAGAGCGUCAAGCGUACCGGAAAGAUCGUUGACAUUCCCGUCGGCCCCGAGCUUUUGGGACGUGUCGUCGAUGCCCUCGGUAACCCCAUCGAUGGCAAGGGCCCGCUCAACACCAAGGAGACCCGCCGUGCUCAGAUGAAGGCCCCGGGUAUUCUCCCUCGUCAAUCCGUCCGUCAGCCCGUGCAGACUGGUCUCAAGUCCAUCGACGCCAUGGUGCCCAUCGGACGUGGUCAGCGUGAGCUGAUCAUUGGUGACCGUCAAACCGGAAAGACCGCCGUCGCUUUGGACGCCAUGCUGAACCAGAAGCGUGUCAACAACGGAACUGAUGAGUCGAAGAAGCUCUACUGUGUCUACGUUGCCGUUGGUCAGAAGCGUUCCACUGUCGCCCAGCUUGUCCAGACCCUCGAAGAGAACGACGCCAUGAAGUACUCCAUCGUCGUCGCCGCCACCGCUUCCGAGGCCGCUCCUCUGCAAUACCUUGCUCCCUUCGCUGGUACUGCCAUGGGCGAGUGGUUCCGUGACAACGGCAAGCACGCUGUCAUCAUCUACGAUGACUUGUCCAAGCAGGCCGUCGCUUACCGUCAAAUGUCGCUUCUCCUCCGUCGUCCUCCUGGACGUGAGGCUUACCCCGGAGACGUUUUCUACCUCCACUCUCGUCUCCUCGAGCGUGCUGCCAAGAUGAACGACAAGCUUGGUGGUGGUUCGCUCACUGCCCUUCCCGUCAUUGAGACCCAGGGUGGUGAUGUGUCCGCUUACAUUCCCACCAACGUUAUUUCCAUCACCGACGGUCAGAUCUUCUUGGAGUCAGAGCUUUUCUACAAGGGUAUUCGCCCGGCCAUCAACGUCGGUCUUUCCGUGUCCCGUGUCGGUUCCGCUGCCCAGCUCAAGUCGAUGAAGCAAGUCGCCGGUUCGCUCAAGCUCUUCUUGGCCCAGUACCGUGAAGUCGCUGCCUUCGCCCAGUUCGGUUCCGAUCUCGAUGCCUCGACCAAGCAGACCCUCAGCCGUGGUGAGCGCCUUACCGAGCUUCUCAAGCAGAAGCAGUACACUCCCAUGGCCGUCAACGAGAUGGUCCCCAUCAUCUUCGCUGGUGUCAACGGUUACCUCGACAAGGUCCCCGUCGCCAAGGUUACCCAGUGGGAGGCUGACUUCCUCAGCCACCUCAAGAGCAACGAGAGCGGUCUGUUGGAUUCGAUCGAGAAGGAGGGUGCGCUCAGCAAGGAGCUCGAGCAGAAGCUUCGGGACGUCGUGCAGAGCUUCACCAAGAGCUUCACCUCGUAGACGCGCCUUUCUGUGAGGUUGUUUUGCGCAAAAAUAUGUCAUUAGCAGGUACCUGGGGUCCGUGUAUAAUACAAAAGACAAGUGAGCUCCCCGCGACGAAAAGACUUCGUCCUCUGCAAGCAAACUUGUCGAGGGAGAGAACUUGAAAAGGGAGAGGUAGCGGCAUUGUAGAUACGCGAGAACUGUUUCCUUUGUGAUCAAGCAUAUUUUUCUUCCCCAGGUGAUAUCAACACUAUCCGUCUGCUUCACCGACGUCGUGUCAGACGUUGAUUUCGCCAUUCGACUCCAUCUGGAGUA
Messenger RNA from Dissoconium aciculare CBS 342.82, 1801 nucleotides. Its product is annotated as ATP synthase F1, alpha subunit. The coding region runs from base 155 to 1504 and encodes 449 amino acids. The transcript has 4 exons. NCBI's taxonomy places the organism in Eukaryota, Fungi, Ascomycota, Dothideomycetes, Mycosphaerellales, Dissoconiaceae. Gene Ontology annotation, biological process: proton motive force-driven ATP synthesis; proton transmembrane transport. The record is from RefSeq and is a predicted model, not a curated record. Gene Ontology annotation, molecular function: ATP binding; proton-transporting ATP synthase activity, rotational mechanism; ADP binding.